AUGUUUACCUCGUCUAACUUUCAGCUGCAUCUCCUGGUCCUCCAUAACGAACGCUGGUAAUUACUGGCAGAAACUGAUAACACAAUGCAGCUGCAGGCGAGUUGUGUCAGCUGACUCUUGCUGCUUCCGUAUUUUGUUGCCAUGUGCCACACGACAAUAUUCCGGACAGAAAUAUCGAUAUUAAAAAAUUGUUCUUCCUUGAAAGAGUACCAAAUGCUGUGAUACGUUACGCGGGAUGAAUCAAACGUGUUUCCAUUAUUACUGUUAAAAUAGUUGAUUAAUUGAAUAGCUAAUCAACUGAGCGAUGAGUAAGGUAUCUCGGUCCACUUCGACGGGCAGCCAGACCCCCCGUAUGAUUUGAAAUUAUUUACUUUCAGUUAUCCCAAAAGGAAGUUAGCGCAAAUUAGACUGUGAGGCUGGAUGCGUGAUGAUGGAGGCCGGAGGUGAUGAAGAGGUUGCAGAUGGCCAAAAUAUUCAGUCAUCUAACGCUAAUGUGUGGCCUUCCGAGUCCAGAGAUGAGACGCUUAAUGUGUCUCCAGAGGACAUGGAUGUGGAUGAAGAUGAUUUGUUCAAACACUCGACCACUCUGACCAACAAGCAGCGUGGGAAUGAGGUUACAGUACGCCCAGCAACAUUAGACUCUCUGUCCAUACACCAGUUGGCUGCUCAAGGCGAGGUUUCACAAGUGGCUGCACACCUGAGCAAAGACAGUUCACUGCUCAGCAGACAGGAUGAACGGGGCUUUACACCUCUCAUGUGGGCAGCAGCGUUUGGAGAGAAAGCUGUGGUGGAUUUUCUCUUGGAAAAGGGCGCAGACCCCAAAACAAUUGCCAGGGAGCGAGAGAGUGCCCUGACACUGGCCAGCUCUGGAGGUUAUGUGGACAUUGUUGAGUCUCUUCUCAGUCAUGGAGUAGACAUCAACACUUAUGACUGGAAUGGUGGGACCCCUCUUCUAUAUGCUGUACGAGGGAACCACAUCAAAUGUGUAGAGGCACUCUUAGCUAAAGGGGCAGACAUGACCAUUGAGUCUGACUCUGGGUACAGUCCAAUGGCCUUAGCUGUCGCCCUUGGACACAAAAAGAUUCAGAAAGUGUUGGAGGACCAUAUUCUGAAACUCUACAAGCCACCAACAUGAAACUAGCCAAAAUGAAUAAAUGGAAAGCACAGUCUGACACAGUUGAUCUCAGACCUACAACCAGCUGUCAUCGGUGGUGAGAUGGCCAAGAACUCAUUGUAAUGGACCAGUACAUAUGCAAAGACAUUUACACGGAGUAAACUAUAUUGUUAUUUUACAAACAGUUUAUUCUAUUUGUAUUCAUUACAAUGUACAAAAACUUUGUACAAACAAGGACUAUAAUGUGACAGUUGUGCAGCAUAAUUAUUUUGUUUGGCUGACUGACAGCAAAUAAGGAGUAAACAAGUUUGUUUUUUU
This is a messenger RNA of Micropterus salmoides (largemouth bass), 1432 nucleotides long. RefSeq names its product regulatory factor X-associated ankyrin-containing protein (gene rfxank). Gene Ontology annotation, biological process: regulation of transcription by RNA polymerase II. Gene Ontology annotation, molecular function: protein binding. Lineage: Eukaryota; Metazoa; Chordata; Actinopteri; Centrarchiformes; Centrarchidae. The coding region runs from base 428 to 1135 and encodes 235 amino acids. The record is from RefSeq and is a predicted model, not a curated record. The transcript has 9 exons. Gene Ontology annotation, cellular component: nucleus.